Amphibalanus amphitrite is the source of this 837-nucleotide messenger RNA. RefSeq names its product DNA methyltransferase 1-associated protein 1-like. The transcript is spliced from 5 exons. Lineage: Eukaryota; Metazoa; Arthropoda; Thecostraca; Balanomorpha; Balanidae. The record is from RefSeq and is a predicted model, not a curated record. Gene Ontology annotation, cellular component: Swr1 complex; NuA4 histone acetyltransferase complex. Gene Ontology annotation, biological process: chromatin remodeling; DNA repair; negative regulation of transcription by RNA polymerase II. Gene Ontology annotation, molecular function: transcription corepressor activity. Bases 184 to 837 code for a protein of 217 amino acids.
GGACGCGUUUGUAUAUUUUUCACAAGUUCCAAGUCGAAGGUUUUCUGUGCGAUAGAUUCUAUGUAAAUCACUCGAUUCGUUGUUCUAUAUACCCUGAUUCGAUUAGUCACAAGUCAAAUCAAGAACCUGGUUGUUUCGACCAGCCAGUCGUCCCUGUGCAGUGAGCUCUGAGUCGGCGCCGCCAUGUCGGACGUGCUGGACAUUCUCGAGGUGGACCGCGGCGGCGCGGCCUCCUCCGAGAUCAACCGGGAGAAGAUAAUCGGCCCGCAGCGGGUGGCCAAACGGCCGGGCGCGCCGCGCGGCAGCCGCCGGCCCGAGGGCAUCAACCGAGAGCUGUACGCACUGCUCUACUCGGACAACAAGGAGCACCCGCCGCUCUUCCCCACCGAGGAUGUCAACAAGGGCUACAAGCAGACGAAGGCGAAGCUGGGGAUGCGCCGGGUGCGCCCGUGGCGGUGGACGCCGUUCACGAACCCGGCGCGGUCAGACGGCGCCGUGCUGCACCACUGGCGGCGCGUCGCCGACGAAGACAAGGAGUACGCCUUCGCCAAGUUCAACAAGAAGGUGGACGUGGUGUCUUUCACGGACCAGGAGUACCAGCGUCAUCUGCAGGCAGACGGCUGGUCCAAGGCCGAGACGGAGCACCUCUUCGACCUCUGCCGCCGGUUCGACCUCAGGUUUAUCGUGAUGCAGGACCGCUGGGACCGGGCCAAGUACGCCGACCGAUCGGUGGAGGACCUCAAGGGCCGCUACUACAGUAUCUGCAGCACGCUCAACAAGGUGGGUGACCCGUACCGUCGACAGACAGCCAGCGGGACGGUCCGUGGGGUGUGGUAG